Didymella exigua CBS 183.55 is the source of this 900-nucleotide messenger RNA. RefSeq lists its product as uncharacterized. The record is from RefSeq and is a predicted model, not a curated record. Bases 1 to 900 code for a protein of 299 amino acids. Lineage: Eukaryota; Fungi; Ascomycota; Dothideomycetes; Pleosporales; Didymellaceae. The transcript is spliced from 2 exons.
AUGGCUGACAUCAAGGCAAUCAAGGACCAGAUAUGGUACAUCAAGCGCGACAUCCAGAAUGAAGAGAAGAAGCGCGAGGAGUGGGCUACAACGAUCUCAGGAAUCGACGCAGAGCUGGCUGGCAUGGGCCCCGGUGAAGACCGUGAGCAGUGGGAAGCCAUGAAAACAGAAGCAGAGCAGGCAGUGGCAGCGCACGAUGCAACCAUGGCAGGAUACAGGGCGCAACUCGAGCCUCUCGAGGCACAGCUCCCCCAAUUGCCCGCCCCAGCAGCACCAAAAUUCGACCCAGAGAAGCACCCUCUCCUCAAGAAAGCUAUGGAGAAGCAAGAGCCUGAGAAGCCAGUAGUCUUCAGCACUGGUGACAUGUGCGAGGCGCAGUGGGCUGACAGGUCGUGGUACAAGGCAAAGAUUCAGAGUAUCCUUGGCUCGGCUUCUGCACCAAAGUACCUUGUGCGUUUCAUCGAGUACGAAGAUACUUUGACCGUCGACAGCGACCGUGUGCGCCCACUACUGAGCAAGAGGAAGCCUGAGCCCGAGCCUGCCGCUGUGCCUUCACCAAGUACCCCUACAACAUCGACUCCGCAUGUUAUUUCGGGUCCUGUCAGCGUCAAUCCGAAUGCACAAGCCGCGAAAGCUGGCGCAGCUCUCGACGAACCCAAGCGCGUCAAUCGGGUGCCGAAUAAGGGUCAGCUGAAGAAGAGUGUUGGGAAUUGGAAGGACUUCCAAAGCAAGGGUGUUGGCAAGAAGAUUGCGAAGAAGGAGUCGAUGUUCAGGACAAGCAAUGCCUUUGGCAGCAGAGUUGGCUUUACAGGCUCUGGCAAGGGCAUGACUGAGACCCACAAACGCCAACGCUAUGAUCACAAGAAAGAUGCUGACGAUGACGAUGAAGCCAAGUACUGA